AUGCCUUCUACUAAAUCUAAUCAAAUACCACGAGUCUUAUCAAUUCAAAGCCAUGUUGUUCACGGAUUUGUUGGAAAUAAAUGUGCCGCUUUUAUUCUGCAGCUUUACGGUUUCGAAGUUGAUCUGAUCAAUUCUGUCCAUUUUUCAAAUCAUACUGGCUAUAAAACAGUAAAAGGUACUCGAUUACGUGUAGAUGAAUUGCAAUCAAUUUUCGAAGGCUUAUUAACUAAUGAUAUUUUAGAAUAUGAUUAUAUUCUUACUGGUUAUAUGGGCUCUGGCGAAUUAUUGCAUGUCGUAGCUGAACAUGUGAAACUAAUUAAAACUAAAUUCCCUCAUGUCAAAUACGUUUGCGAUCCAGUCAUUGGUGAUAAUAAUAAAUUGUAUGUUGAUCGAUCGUGCAUUGAAGUAUAUAAAAAUGAACUUCUUCCAUUAGCUGAUAUCGUUACACCUAAUGACUUUGAAAUCAAACUAUUGAUUGGAGAACAAUCUAAUGAUACUCAUACUGAAAAUGAAGAUAAUAGUAUUUGGCAAUCAUUGCGAACUUUACAUAGUAUGGGUCCAUCUCAUAUUAUUAUUUCAAGUAUAUCAGCUGAUAAAAUAGGCCGAAGUGAAAAUAUAUUACAAAUGAGAGCUAGCUCAAAAAUUUCGAAUGAUCAAUAUCAAACGUUCCGAAUCGAUUUUCCACGUUUAGAAAGUUCUUUUACUGGCACAGGAGAUUCAUUUUCUGCUUUAAUUCUUGCAUGGUUACAUAAAGAAAAUAAUUUAGUUUGUGCUUGUGAAAAAGCUAUAUCUAUUCUUCACCAGGUUUUAUUAAAAACUAUUGAAUUAUCUAAACCAAUUAGUAUUCAUAAUACAUGCGGAAAUGAAUUAUGUUUAAUUGAAAGUAAAACAAUUAUUGAAUCGGGUCAAAUAUUGUUUCGUGCUGUUUUUGAUAAGUGA
Molecule: messenger RNA, 939 nt
Organism: Rotaria socialis
Lineage: Eukaryota; Metazoa; Rotifera; Eurotatoria; Philodinida; Philodinidae
Source: the annotation of a GenBank genome assembly